AUGUCAACUUCCCAGGCCGCGUUCGAGCUUGACGGGUCGAAGAGCUACCCAAUGAUUGUGAAUUCCGCAGAGCACACACGUCUCAACGCACAAAGCAGCGGAUUCAACGAGAUGAUGCUUGGCCGAAUCUCGCUGGCCCCGUUGCAGAAGCCAGCCAGGAUUCUCGACGUUGGCUGCGGAACGGGAAUGCAGACUCGAUUGCUCGCAGAACUAUACCCCGAUGCCACAGUCAUAGGAGUGGACCCCAACCCUGUACCGGACGUCCAGACAAAACCAAAGAACGCCGAGUUCAUCCUCGGGCAAAUCGAGGACGUCGUCAAUGGCCAGCACGAACUCCUGCUCCAGCCUGCGUCAUUCGAUCUUAUAUACGGCAGAGCUCUGUAUUUGUGGGUGAAGAAUUGGAGGGCCCACAUAGCCAUGUUGAGCGGCUUACUGAGGCCAGGGGGCUGGCUGGAGUUUCAGGAAUUCAACGCUUAUAGGGCGUAUGAUGCAGACGAACGCGUGAUCUCGGACAACUGGCGCUUCUCGGUCGUUUUCAAGAGAGACGGCGAAGAGCGUGGCUUCAAUACUGAGAUCGCUGACGAGUUGCCGGACCUUUGUCGGCAGAUGGGAUUCGAGGCUGUGCUAGCCACACCAUACCCGCUCCCGUUUCGAUCGGACUGGACUGCGCGACCCGAGACUGCACGGAUCGGGAAAUGCUUCCAAUGGGAGGUCCCCGUCUUUCUCCGCAUGCUUUCAGAGCGGGCGGCGCAGCCGGAACAAGGCGAGGAUCCGGAAGAAGUGUACGAGGAAGCGAUGGAUCGGCUUGUCCGAGGCCCAGUUGGCACUCAUUUCCGCUUCACUGUCACCAUUGCGCGCAAGCCCGCAUGA
Messenger RNA from Neohortaea acidophila, 870 nucleotides. RefSeq names its product S-adenosyl-L-methionine-dependent methyltransferase. The transcript is spliced from 2 exons. Gene Ontology annotation, molecular function: methyltransferase activity. NCBI's taxonomy places the organism in Eukaryota, Fungi, Ascomycota, Dothideomycetes, Mycosphaerellales, Teratosphaeriaceae. The record is from RefSeq and is a predicted model, not a curated record. Bases 1 to 870 code for a protein of 289 amino acids.